UUUUUCCCUGUCUUUCUGUUUCAUUUUCUCUCUGUCGUUUUCCCUCUCUCCCUCUCGAUCUCAUUCUCUUCCUUCCCCCCCCAUCUCUGUUUCACUUAAUCUCUUCCUCUUUUUCCCUCCCUUUCUAUUAUUCUCUUUCUCUCUCUUUCGCUUUCUCUUUCUCCCUUUCUUUCUCUCUCUCUCUCUCUCUCUCCCUCUUGUUCUCUUUCUCUUCCCUUUUAUCACCCUCCCCCCACCUUUUCAUUUUCUCUCUCUUUUUUUGCAAUCCUGGAGCUCUCUCCAUAAUGGCAUAGUCUGCAUUCCACAUCUUCACGUGGGGGCAAUUAGGAACAGCCUAAAAAGAUUGCUGCCCCAGCCAGCGACCCAUGAUAGAACCAGGAAAGGGCUGUCGAUGAACUUCGGGUGGUGACUGCAGGAUGAUGUUGCGAAGGCUACUGGAGGCCCUCAGCGUGUUUCAGUGGGUUUUAACCUUCCUGCUGAUGGGUGUGUUCUGCAGCCUCCUGACUGCGUACCUCCUUCUCACUCGCUUUUGGCCCAUUGCGGCUCUCUACCUGGCUUGGCUAAUGAUCGACAACGAUACCCCUAAAAGAGGAGGUCGGAGGUCACAGUGGGUCAGGAGCUGGGCAAUGUGGAGAUACAUGCGUGACUACUUCCCCGUCUCGAUGGUGAAAAUGGCAGAGCUGGACCCCAAGAGGAACUAUGUUUUCGGCUCGCACCCGCAUGGCAUAAUGUGUGUCGGUGCCUUCUGUAACUUCUGCACAGAGGCAACUGGCUUUUCGAGAGUCUUCCCUGGCAUCACCCCUCAUCUGGCUACCCUGUCUGGACUCUUCUGCCUGCCCAUUCUCAGAGACUACCUGCUCAGCGGAGGUAGAAGCAACAAUCCAAGCUAACACCUCCCCUGCUCCUAGCUCUCGCUUCCCCCAGCCCCCCUCCGCCCAAGCAUCCACUCCCCCCCCCACCACUCAGGCUCAGUCGCAGCAGCGUGUACCGUCUACAAAGGGCACUGCAGCAAACUCGCCGAAGAUCCUUCGUCACGCAGGAUCCACUUCCAUCUCGAAGGACGGGGGGGG
Messenger RNA from Stegostoma tigrinum, 1070 nucleotides. Its product is annotated as diacylglycerol O-acyltransferase 2-like. Gene Ontology annotation, cellular component: endoplasmic reticulum membrane. The record is from RefSeq and is a predicted model, not a curated record. Lineage: Eukaryota; Metazoa; Chordata; Chondrichthyes; Orectolobiformes; Stegostomatidae. Gene Ontology annotation, molecular function: diacylglycerol O-acyltransferase activity. The transcript is spliced from 5 exons. Gene Ontology annotation, biological process: triglyceride biosynthetic process. The coding region runs from base 417 to 890 and encodes 157 amino acids.